Molecule: messenger RNA, 1152 nt
Organism: Acanthosepion pharaonis
Lineage: Eukaryota; Metazoa; Mollusca; Cephalopoda; Sepiida; Sepiidae
Source: the annotation of a GenBank genome assembly
AUGGGGCCAGUUGAGCAGAAGGUGAAGAAUUUCUACAAUUCCUGCUUAUUGGAAAGUGACGGCUUCCAUCAGGACAUCCGGAAGAAAACGUUGUCAUCUUUGCGCCUGCUAAUCAAACAAGUCGGUGGCUGGAGCUUCUCAGACAUUGAUAAUACGACGACGACGACGACGACGGCUGCCAAUUGGAGAUUUCAAACAGCACUUCAAAACAUUCACCAUUUAGGCGUUUGGCCACUUUUUGAAAUCACUGUCGAUGUCGACGAAAUGGACCCGACAAAAAAUAUAUUUAAAAUUGGCAUUGGAUCCAAUUUCAUGGAUCCCCAUAUUCAUCCGAUAUCGGGCACUCCAGAGAACGACACAACAUUAAACGGACCCUUAUACUCACAAUUCUUGUCUGAAUCUUUCGAAAAGUACAUGAAGGAAACGAUUCGGAUUAUGAAGUUGUUAGCGGGAAAAUCAGUGAAUGCCUCGAUGCUCGCCUAUCAUGUCAGUGUCAUGGAGAAAACGUUUGUACAGAUGAAGUCGACGUCGUCGCAAGAAAGCUACAAUGUAUCCACCAUCCAUGACUUAACGAUACGCUAUCCGAUGAUCAAUUGGAUGAAAUAUUUUACCAGUCUCGCUUCCAUACGUCACAUAAGCAUCAAGAGCACAGACCGGGUGGCUAUAUUGUACCCGGAUUAUUUGAGUCAUUUAUCGGUUUUCUUAAACGAUGUCAAGACAAACGCCACAAAGGCCGAAACUUUACGGAAUUACUUAAUAGUUUCACUGAUUCGUUCCAUGUUGCCUUUCUUCGAAGAGAGUAAUUUGGAAGAGGAGGAAAAAGACAGCGACUCGAUUCUGAGAAUAAUAAUCACGAAGAACGUGCAUGGUGCAGCGUCACGCCCCCCUCUCUCUCUCUCUCUCUCUCUCUCUCUCUCUCUCUUUUCCCACUCUAUUUUGUCUUUCUUUCUCUUCCUUUCAUUCUCUCACCACUGCUCUCUUUCUCUUUCUUCUCUCUAUCCGUCUCCAUUUUUUACCGUCUUUCUUUUCCUUUCAUUCUCUCGACCCUGCACUCUCUCUUUCUUUUUUUCUAUCCCUCAUUUUACCUUCUUUCUCUUCCCUUUAUUCUCUUUCUUUCUCUCGCCUCUUUCCGCUUACUCUAUCAUUUUCUAG